AUGUAAUAUAAUUUGGAGACAAGAACAAAGAUAGGAGAGGUAGAGACCAUUGGCAAAAUUGCUGCAGAUGGAAUCUAAGUUUAAAAAGCUAGGUAGUUCUUUACAAGUGCCUGAUGUGCAGGAAUUGGCCAAGGAGAAAUCGAACACUAUUCCACCAAGAUACCAGCGUCCUAAUCAAGAUCAAAUCAUUUCGUCCUUACCUGAAAAUCGAAUUCCUGUGAUUGAUAUGCAAAAGUUGAUGGAGAAAGAUUCAAUGGAUACUGAGCUUCAAAAACUGCACACUGCAUGCCAAGAAUGGGGUUUCUUUCAGUUGAUCAACCAUGGGGUUAGCUUUCCAACGGUGGAGAAAAUGAAGCUAGAAAUUCAAGAAUUCUUCAGUCUACCAAUAGAGGAAAAGAAGAAGUUUAGUCAAGAAUCAGGGGACGUAGAGGGUUAUGGACAGGCCUUUGUUGUGUCAGAAGAGCAAAAGCUUGAUUGGGCAGACUUAUUCUUUGCAAUCACCUUACCAAUUCACCUGAGAAAGCCUCACUUAAUUCCCAAGCUUCCUACUAAGUUCAGGGAUGCAAUAGACGAAUAUGCCACGGAAAUGAAAAACCUUGCCGUGAAAAUCCUAGACCUAAUGGCUAAAGCUUUACACGUGAAAGCUGAGGAGAUGAAUACGGUUUUCGAAGAAGGGAUGCAAUCAAUGAGGAUGAAUUACUAUCCUCCCUGCCCCCAACCGGAGCUUGUUACCGGCCUCUACCCCCACUCUGAUGCAACUGGACUAACCAUCCUCCUCCAAGUCAAUGAAAUUGAAGGUCUUCAGGUUAAGAAAGAUGGAGCUUGGAUUCCAGUUGUACCACUCCCUAAUGCUUUUGUUAUUAACAUUGGAGACAUCUUGGAGAUUGUGACAAAUGGAAUUUACCGAAGUAUUGAACACCGAGCAACUGUCAAUUUGAAGAAAGAAAGGCUCUCCAUUGCUACAUUUUUCAACCCGAAUAUAGAUGGUGAUUUUGGUCCAGCACCAAGCAUUGUGACUCCAGAAACUCCAGCAAAAUUCAAAAGAAUCAGCUUUGUUGAUUAUAUGAAAGGAUAUUUUUCGCGGGAACUUGAUGGGAAAUCAUACCUCGACACCAUAAGAAUUUAGAAUAAGAACAAUUUGGUUCUUGAUUCAUGUAUGCCGAGUUCAUUAAAUGAGAAAUAUGGUGUCUGCUAACAGUUAUGUAUGCAGGUAUGGCAGCUGCUAUUGGUACCCAAAAUCAAGUUGCUUAGAUUUGAAUAAAUCUGUGUCGACUAGUAUGAGAAUGAUUUAAGUCUUGUUACUCAAAUAAGGCCCUUUUACUGAUUAGCCCAUUUAAAUUCAAAUAUAGAAGCAUAACAAUGAAGGAAAUUGUAUGUCAGAAGUCACAAUGUUACUUUGCAUUGAAACACACGUUCUUGAUGUAAGUAUUAUGUUCUAGGUCCAAUCAAC
This is a messenger RNA of Olea europaea var. sylvestris, 1450 nucleotides long. RefSeq names its product protein SRG1-like. The record is from RefSeq and is a predicted model, not a curated record. The coding region runs from base 68 to 1126 and encodes 352 amino acids. NCBI's taxonomy places the organism in Eukaryota, Viridiplantae, Streptophyta, Magnoliopsida, Lamiales, Oleaceae. The transcript has 4 exons.